Dicrocoelium dendriticum is the source of this 209-nucleotide messenger RNA. Lineage: Eukaryota; Metazoa; Platyhelminthes; Trematoda; Plagiorchiida; Dicrocoeliidae. The record is from the annotation of a GenBank genome assembly.
AUGAUGAUGAUGAUGAUGAUGAUGAUGAUGAUGAUGAUGAUGAUGAUGAUGAUGAUGAUGAUGAUGAUGAUGAUGAUGAUGAUGAUGAUGAUGAUGAUGAUGAUGAUGAUGAUGAUGAUGAUGAUGAUGAUGAUGAUGAUGAUGAUGAUGAUGAUGAUGAUGAUGAUGAUGAUGAUGAUGAUGAUGAUGAUGAUGAUGAUGAUGACUGA